UUCAAGUCCGGACCGCCUUAGACCAGACUACACUGCAGACUGUAUAAAACAGUGGGAGCGUGCUUUUUGCUUCCUGACGAAGUACUAUUUCUCUCUCUUCUCUCUCUCUCUACCGUCGACGGAGAGGUCGCCGUAAACUCUCCCUUGUCCGGCUAUUUCAUCAGGGAUUUGCAGGAUUUCUAAUUUGCAGAAUGGAACAAAAGAAGAGAAAUCCGCUAUCACUUCGUAAGCUACGCAGGUACAUCAAACUCACCGUUGAGAUGGAACGUUUGAAGGGGUUAAAGAAAGCCUUUGAGAACAAGGAGAAGAUGGCCAAUUUGGAAUUGGCGAUUGUUCUCACCAAUGAGAUGAAGGAUUUGAAGGGGCUCAGGGAUGUGUUUGAGGUCAACGAGGCGAGGGUCCGUCUAGAAUUGGCGAGAGCUCGGGUUGAUUUGAAAGCGUGUAAGGAAAAAAUCAGAGAAAGUAAGGGGAAACUUUCAGAUAUGGAGCACCUUUUCCAGGGGAUGGACACCAUCUCUGUUUCAACAGAAGAAGAGUUGGUGUCUGCCUCUAAACUGAUCCACACGAGGGGUGUGGGAGGUGGGAAGAUGCAAGCUGAGAUUGUUUACGCUCCGAAUCUGACAUUUGCUGCGCACUCAAAACUCAAAAGAUUUCUCCUCAGAAAAGAAGAUUCCCAUUCAUGAGUAUAAAGCGCGACGCUGAAGAUGGAUUGCUUGGAUGUAAACACUUUUUGUAGUCUCUGUUGAUCUUGUGGAUAUAAACACUUUUUGUAGUCUCUGUUGAUCUUGUAAACUCUUUAAUGUCUGGUAUGGAACUCCGAAAAAUGUUAAAAACAGGUGGCAUGCCCUAUAAUUUGAGGGCUGUCGAAGGGAGUGGGACACCCUUCAUGAGAGAGGGUCUUUUUUUAGUUUUAUGAAAAUAAUAAGGGCUGUAGUCAUAUGCAUGCUUCUAGCACUUGUUGGCAGGGACGUAACUUGCAGAAACUUUGUUCUGCAUUGAGUUUGAUUCAGCCAGAGGCUGGAUGAUCUGAGCUUGCUAACUGAGCCCAAAGGUUCAGAUGGACUUGCAUAUUUGUUUAGUUUUAAUCGGACCAGGGGGCAGAAUGGCUUGGCAAUGUGGUGUCCAAGUGCGAGUAAAUAUUUUAGCAUCUUAAAAUUUUAAUUUAAAGCUAUCUUUAGGAGAGUCAAAUUGUUCAAA
Molecule: messenger RNA, 1197 nt
Organism: Cornus florida
Lineage: Eukaryota; Viridiplantae; Streptophyta; Magnoliopsida; Cornales; Cornaceae
Exons: 4
Coding region: 192-683 (163 amino acids)
Source: RefSeq, a predicted model, not a curated record